GCCCGCCGCUGCCGCCAUGCCCUUCUCCAACAGCCACAACGCGCAGAAGCUGCGUUUCCCGGCCGAUGAUGAAUUCCCUGACCUGAGUUGCCACAACAACCACAUGGCCAAGGUGCUGACCCCCGAGCUGUACGCUGAGUUGCGCGCCAAGACCACGCCGAGCGGCUUCACGCUGGACGACGUCAUCCAGACGGGCGUGGACAACCCGGGCCACCCGUACAUCAUGACCGUGGGCUGCGUGGCGGGCGACGAGGAGUCGUACGAUGUGUUCAAAGAGCUCUUCGACCCCAUCAUCGAAGACCGGCACGGUGGCUAUAAACCCAGCGAUGAGCACAAGACCGAUCUGAACCCAGACAACCUGCAGGGCGGCGAUGACCUGGACCCCAACUACGUGCUGAGCUCGCGGGUGCGCACCGGCCGAAGCAUCCGCGGCUUUUGCCUCCCUCCACACUGCAGCCGCGGGGAGCGCCGCGCCAUCGAGAAGCUGGCUGUGGAAGCCUUGUCGAGCCUGGACGGCGACCUGUCGGGCAGGUACUACGCGCUCAAGAGCAUGACCGAAGCAGAGCAGCAGCAGCUCAUAGACGACCACUUCCUCUUUGACAAGCCCGUGUCGCCCCUGCUGCUGGCCUCUGGCAUGGCCCGCGACUGGCCCGACGCCCGCGGCAUCUGGCACAAUGACAAUAAGACUUUCCUGGUGUGGAUCAAUGAGGAGGAUCACCUGCGGGUCAUCUCCAUGCAGAAAGGGGGCAAUAUGAAGGAGGUGUUCACCCGCUUCUGCAAUGGUCUCACCCAGAUUGAGACACUCUUCAAGUCGAAGAACUACGAGUUCAUGUGGAAUCCUCACCUGGGCUACGUGCUUACCUGCCCAUCCAACCUGGGCACGGGCCUGCGGGCUGGUGUGCACAUCAAGCUGCCCCACCUGGGCAAGCAUGAAAAGUUCUCCGAGAUACUCAAGCGGCUGCGGCUGCAGAAGCGAGGCACAGGUGGUGUGGACACGGCCGCCGUGGGCGGGGUCUUUGACGUCUCCAAUGCUGAUCGCCUGGGCUUCUCGGAGGUGGAGCUGGUGCAGAUGGUGGUGGACGGUGUGAAGCUGCUCAUCGACAUGGAGCAGCGGUUGGAGCAGGGCCAGCCCAUCGACGACUUGAUGCCGGCCCAGAAGUGAGCCUGCUCCGCUGCCAGCCCGCCGCUUCCUAACUUAUUGCGGGGCCGCGCCUCCUGCCGCCACGCUGGCUGCCGAGCCCUUAGCCUUGCUGUAGACUCCGCUGUUGACCGCUGUAGAGUUUAUUUUUUGAUGGCUAAGGUGUUGCUGAUGCUGAAAUAAACUAGGGUUUUGGCCUGUCUCGGUCU
Molecule: messenger RNA, 1347 nt
Organism: Chrysochloris asiatica (Cape golden mole)
Lineage: Eukaryota; Metazoa; Chordata; Mammalia; Afrosoricida; Chrysochloridae
Gene: CKB
Product: creatine kinase, brain
Exons: 7
Coding region: 17-1162 (381 amino acids)
Biological process (GO): phosphocreatine biosynthetic process
Molecular function (GO): creatine kinase activity
Source: RefSeq, a predicted model, not a curated record